AUGGCUUAUUUGCUUCUUUAUGUUGAUGAUAUUAUAUUAGCCACAUCUAAUGACAGGUUGCGAACAGGAAUUACUUCUCAGUUACAAAUUGAGUUUCCUAUGUCAGAUGUGGGGCCUUUGAGCUAUUUUUUUAGCAUUGCGAUGACUCUUACACUGUCAUAUUUAUUUUUGUCUCAGCAAAAAUAUGCACAAGAGAUCUUAGAAUGUGCAAGUAUGGCUUCUUGCAAACCCGCAACAACUCCUGUCGAUACUAACUCCAAACUUAGUGUAGAUUCGGGACCACCAUUCCGGGAUCCUACUCUAUACCGCAGUUUAGCAGGCGCUCUUCAAUAUCUCACUUUCACUAAGCCAGAUAUUGCCUAUGCGGUACUGCAAGUAGUAUGUCUUUUCAAGCAUGAUCCCAGGGAAUCGCAUUAUGAUGUGUUAAAACGCAUACUAUGUUAUGUUCAUGGUACUAUUGAUCGUGGUUUUUACUUAUAUUCGUCUGCUUCUACUCGUUUCAUUAAUUAUACUAACGCUAACUGGGGAGGUUGUCCCGACACCCGUCGUUCCACAUUUGGUUAUUAUUGCUUUCUCGGGGACAACCUCGUUUUUGGGUCAUCUAAGCGUCAACCUACUUUAUAUCGAGUGCAGAAGCAAAAUAUCGAGGCGUCACAAAUGUUAUCUCUGAGGCUUAUUGGCUUCCAACCCGGUUCAACACCAACGCACCAAACAUGUGGGAUGGAUAUUCAUUUUGUUCGAGAAAAGGUUGCUUUGGGUGAGGUUCGGGUUCUUCAUGUUCCUUCUAGAUAUCAAUUUGCAGACAUCUUUACCAAAGGCCUUCCACGAGACUUGUUUUUAGAGUUCAGAUCCAGUCCUAGCAUACGACCUCCUCCCGCUAUGACUGCGAAGGUGUGA
This is a messenger RNA of Chenopodium quinoa (quinoa), 897 nucleotides long. RefSeq lists its product as uncharacterized. The transcript is spliced from 2 exons. Bases 1 to 897 code for a protein of 298 amino acids. NCBI's taxonomy places the organism in Eukaryota, Viridiplantae, Streptophyta, Magnoliopsida, Caryophyllales, Amaranthaceae. The record is from RefSeq and is a predicted model, not a curated record.